This is a messenger RNA of Rhipicephalus microplus (southern cattle tick), 3493 nucleotides long. RefSeq names its product nose resistant to fluoxetine protein 6. The record is from RefSeq and is a predicted model, not a curated record. Gene Ontology annotation, molecular function: acyltransferase activity, transferring groups other than amino-acyl groups. NCBI's taxonomy places the organism in Eukaryota, Metazoa, Arthropoda, Arachnida, Ixodida, Ixodidae.
UCCACGCCGCGCUACGCAGAGGCAUCUCACAAAACAGCACGAAAGGUAUCACGUAGCGAGUCGGGGCCGAUGCCCGCGUGCUGCGGCAUCUUGUCGUCGUCGAUACACGAUGGGGUGUCCUAAUCACGGUUGUCGGGGUGUCUCUCCGGUCGUCGUGCUUCUGCUCGUGUCUGUCUUUGCGGGUGGCGUGGCGCUGUGUGUCGCGUCUCCUCCGCCGGCGACGACAACGGUCGAGUCGAUCGAUUCCACUUCUGGUGUAGAGGAUCCUUUGACGGCGGACAGUGGUGUGACGGGGGAGGCUGAACCGAGGGCUUCCUACGAUGUCCAGGCCGACUGGGAAGUGCUCGAACGCAAGCUCUCGAACCUCACCAAUGGGGCUCUCGACCAGCUGCUGCCCGAGCUGACGACGCUUGUCGCCGGGCUCGACCUCAACACGGAUUGCUUCCUCUCUCUGUUGCGUGUCAUCGGAGGACUGCGAAAGCUCAACCUAGAAAGUAUAAGGAUGCUGGACUCGUCGAGCAAGCUCCCCGCUGGCAUUUUGGAGGGCACGGUGACAGACCUAGGUGACUACGACACCUGCCUGGGCCUGAGUUUCCCCAAUCGCUUCGAUAAGCAGUUGGAGGACUUCCGAGGACAGUACUGUGGGGUGGCAGUCCGGUUCCCGCUUCCUGAAAAGCCAGAAGUCAUUCGACACGGCGCCGUCAUUGUGAACCCCAUUGGAUUUCCUGAAACCAGCGUUCUCAGGUACCUGGCCCGCAAGUCCUACACCCUCUACCAUACCUUCAUCCGCUUAGGCCUCUGCCUCCCUAGUCACUGCACAGCAGAAGAUGUACAAAAGCUGAUCAAUCCAAUUAAGAAGUAUCUUCACCUAAACGCAACUGUGCUGAACUGCCAAGUUCGGGAGGACCACCGCAAGAUGAACAAAGACCAGGUAGCUGCAAUAGCAAUAAUUGGCUUUUUCCUCGUGAUUAUAUUGUUCGCCACCACGGCCGACAUCGGAUAUCGGCUAUUUGAAAACUGGAGGUGCCACGCCUAUAUGAAAAAGCCCAUGGUCCAAUCGUUGGUGGACAUGUCCAUCCUGAGGGCCACCCAGAAGCUGCUCACAGUGAAGACACCUGAUGACCACCACAACAGAAACCUGCAGGCUGUUCACGGCAUCCGCACGUUCAAUGUCUUCUGGAUCGUCGUCGGACACACCUACGCCUUCGCCGAGCAGACGACAUACCGCUCCGGAAAUAACAUUCUGAGCAUGGCUUCUAAUGUGCUGUUCCAGCCGGUGAUCAAUUCCUUCCUCUGCGUAGACUCGUUCUUCUUUCUCAGUGGAUUCCUCCUCACUUUCAACCAAUGCAAGGUGCCUGUCAAGACGAAGCCCUUGGUCGACUUUUUUGGCAAACUUCUGGCUCGUUACUGGAGGUUGGUUCCAGUGGCUGCGGUGUGCAUGACGGUGCUGUUUCUGCUUCCUGAGCUGGCCUCGGGUCCCAUCUGGAGCGAGAAGGUAGCACGGGCCAUCGGAAACUGCCACCGUUCUUGGUGGUCCGUGCUGCUCAACUCACACAACUUCUACUCCUACGCAGAAUCGUGCCAACCCCACUACUGGUACAUCAGCGCUGACCUCCAGAUAUUUCCCGUUGUGCUUGCCACAUCUAUACUUAUGGGCAGGAACCUCAAGCUUGGUGUCAUCAUCUCCGCCAGUGUCCUAGUUGUAAGCGUUGUGGUGGUCGGUGCUCUCACUUAUGUCAACGGGUACCCUCCGGCCAUUCUCCUUCUCGGCAAGGACGUCCUCUAUUCAAAGGAGCUGCUCUCGGAGAUCUACUUCCGGCCCUACGUACACAUCGGUCCAUAUAUAAUGGGCUCGCUCGUAGCGUGCCUGUACCUCAAUCGCCGGAACGUUCGCAUCACACCCUUCCUGGAGGUUAUCGGCUGGCUAGCGAGCGUGGCGGCUGGCUGCUACGUCAACUUGGUGACGGUGGCCUGGGAGGACGGCCGCUACCCGAGUCCACUUUGGUCGAGCGCUUACGCCGCGCUGCACCGGGUGGUGUGGGCAGCCUGCCUCGGCUGGGUUGUCUACGCGUGUGCCAUCGGCAGGGGAGGGAUCCUCAACACCAUCCUGUCCUGGAAACCUCUCGUUCCCGUUAGCCGCAUCUCAUUCACUAUUUAUGUUGUACACAUAUACGUUAUUUACCUCAAGUUGUGGACCAUCCGGGAACGAUUGAGCCCCGACCAUUUCCACGUGUUCAUGUCGGCCAUCUCGAACUUCGUGGUGGCUGUGAUACUGGGCUUCGUUGCGUCUGUGGUCGUCGAAAAGCCCAUCGUUUGGUUCUGGGACAGCGUCACCGGAUCGCACAGGCCGCCCCGGGUCGCUCAGCAGCACGUCGUCACCAAGCAGCCGCCGCAAGAAACUGCAAGCCAGGCCACAAAAAAGGAGCCUGUAUAGAAACAGUGAACUACGAAAUAGUGCUCGAACAGUGCUCAGCUGUGGUGCUACAGUGGACGUUUUCUUUUGUUGCACUUUUUUCUCUCAAUGGACGUCACGACGCCUCUAUGUGCAAUGACGCUGAGUAAAUGACUGUGCUGCGUUUAGUGUAAACGCAAGCAAAAGCGACAUACGAAGUUGGUGCUCUUAGUUGCAGAAACAAAUGCGCAUUUUUCACGCGCUGUCUUAAUAUGUUACCACCUUUACCAGUAAUGAGGUCGUUGGCAGCAUUAAAGCUCUAAACAAGGUAUAGUACGGGGAAUAUUGGUUGCAGUUUUAAGAGAUACUGACGUGGUAUCAUAAGCUUUUUACAGUGUGUACGAGCUGUAUAUGGUCAGGUCAUUUUUUAUCCUCUGGUAAGAAUUUUUCAGGCAACUCAAGCUGGCAGCCUGACUUCUACGCACGUUCACUCGAUGUCCACAUAGAAAGGGCCGCGCAAAAACUCGGGAAAAAAGAAGGACAGUAGUGACAGAGCACUGACUAACAACUGAAAUUUUUAAUGCCAUCACCUGUGCAUAUAUAUGUGCCUGAAAUGUGAUUGAGAGGAGGUUUAGAAGCAAGAAAAAAAAAGGCUGGUUUUGACCAGCGAUAAAAACUGCAAACGAUAAAAUCUUCAAAGGAACUCGCGCAAGCGUGAUGAGUGAAAUGCAUCAGUUCAUGAUAAAGCAAACGACACGAAAAAGUAAAGAAAGCCUCCAAGAUAACUAAUUUCAGCGUCAGAUAAGGAUAUGGAAGGCCUGCUCACGCACUUGUCACCUGCUUCAUGAAUGAAGAAAGCCUCAACCAUCUCGCGCUCUAUCUUAUCCCUCCCCAUUUUAAAAAAUCCGAGUAGUACGAAAGUCAAGGGAGCAGCCACAACGCCUCCAAUGGUCAGCCAGAAAACCACUGGUCGUAUUGCGUACAUUAUAGUCAUGCUCCUUCACCCUUUUAUUAAAACACCUGCCAGUUUGACUAUUGUACUCAAGUCCACAACUUAAAAGAAACCUAUAAAUUACAUUGGAAAUACAAUCUGUGAACCUG